Molecule: messenger RNA, 408 nt
Organism: Olea europaea var. sylvestris
Lineage: Eukaryota; Viridiplantae; Streptophyta; Magnoliopsida; Lamiales; Oleaceae
Product: transcription factor WER-like
Exons: 3
Coding region: 1-408 (135 amino acids)
Biological process (GO): regulation of stomatal movement
Source: RefSeq, a predicted model, not a curated record
AUGAUAGCUGAGAUCACGCAGUUACGUGCUGCUUCGGAGCGUCAGUCAGUCGAGAUGUCUACGUUUCGCCGUGCUCUUGCUGUCUGUCAGCGUCAGUUGCGCUGGAUUCGAGAUCAUUUGGAGGAGAGCACGAGUGCUGAGAGUGGUUCUGAUUCUUCCAGUGCUGGAGAUGAUGCUUCUUAUACAGCAAAAGCAAAUCGAAAACUAGCAGAAGAAGUUGAAAAUUCAGUUAACUCAGUUAAUUAUAUUGAUAAAGGGGUUGCAUAUCUUUCAGGUAUAGCAAGAUGUGGGAAGAGUUGCAGACAGCGGUGGGUGAAUUAUCUCAAGCCUGGAGUGAAACCGGGGAACUACAGCAAAGAGGAAGAGGAUUGUAUCAUGGAACUACAUGCCAAACUUGGAAACAAGUAG